ACUGCUAUUUGAACGAGGUUAGUCACUUCGAGCAAGAAUUUGACGCGAGUCCGUCUAGUGAAUUCUCACCUCCCAGAGGAGACUUGUAUAAUUCCUUUUUAGCGAAUCAAACGUUUUCAAAGGUCUGAAGGUUGCCGAAUUCUUUUUGGUUCUUCGCGUUCAGUUCUUUUGGUACUUCGCGAUCCUAGGGUUUCCCUUCGGCUCUGCGCCAAGAUUCCUUUCUGGUACCAGGGUCUGAAUAAUAUAUCUGUUAUCCUCCUAAGAUAAAUACAAAUAAUAAAUCGCGCGGAAAUAUUCAGCAGUCGUACUUUAGCCGGAAGCCUAACACUCUUCGGUAGUUGUAUAUUUGAGACAUAUUACAGGCGAUGCUUACAGUAGGCACACUGACGAUGGCGUGGUCGGCGCGAGUGUCAAUUUCCGCGCGAGUGUCGAGUUCCCCGCAAGUAUCGCGGUCGGCGCGAGUAUUCCGCCUCGUGAUUCUCCUCGUCUGCUACUCCGCCCUCAUCGCCGCUACCAGCGCUACGAAUUCGGCUGCGGCAACGAAUCUCCACGAAUCCCAAGAGAAACCACUCCAGCUGUUGAGCAAGGCAUGGCGGCUCCCAACAUUUGCGCAGUGCGACACGCGUCUUGGGCUCACGUGUGACGCGCAGGGCAUGGUGAUUAGCAUCGAUCUGCCCCAUCGCAUCCUCACUGGAGUCAUCCCUAAAGCAAUCUCCGCUUUUGUCAGGCUCACUAAACUCUCGCUACACAACAACCACCUGCAUGGGUCCGUGCCGCCUGAACUGAGCAAGCUGACGCUGCUGCAAGAGCUGUACCUGCAUCACAACAAUCUUACGGGCGCCAUUCCUGCCACUCUCAGCCUCCUCACCAACCUGGACGCUCUUAACCUCGGCCAGAAUGCCCUGUCCGGCCCCAUCCCCCCCCAGCUCGGCAAUCUCAAGGCACUGCUACUCCUCAACCUCGAUGAAAACCGCCUCAGCGGAAACAUCCCGGAAACUCUCGGGAAGCUUCCCAAGCUGCAGCACCUCGAGCUUGGAGGCAAUGAGCUCACAGGGCCAAUCCCAGCAUCGAUCACAGCUCUUGGGAACCUGCUGACACUCGAUUUGAGUCCCAACAAACUCACCGGCGCCAUCCCAGCGACCAUCGGCGGCCUCAAGAACCUCAGAUGGAUGUACCUGUCCGGGAAUCAGAUCAGCGGCAGUCUGCCGCCCGCAAUCGGCAACCUCCAUGACUUGGAGCACCUGUGGAUUGAGGACAACCGACUCGCCGGCCCGCUGCCAGACCAAAUCGGCAGCUGCACCAGCCUGCAGAUUCUCUACUUGUCCAACAACAGCAUCACUGGCAGUCUGCCGGACAGCUUAGGCCAGCUGCGAGCGAUGAGAGACAUGCGGCUGGACCACAACAUGAUUUCUGGCAGCCUGGCGCCGUCUGUCGGCGCCCUCACCAACCUCUCCGUGCUCGAGUUGAGCUACAACCAGCUCUCAGGCCCCCUGCCGGCCACACUCGGUCAACUCGCACAGCUCAAGACACUGAGCAUCAACGCCACUUCCCAGCAAUGCCCACCCUCAGCCUCCCUCUGUCAAGUCACUCAGACCGCCGCCUCCUCCUUCUGCCAGCUUUGCUCUGAGUUCUGCGCCUCUUGCCAGCAGAGCGAGGGGGGCAACGGAGAGGGGAAUGGGGGGGGGAAUGGGGGCAAUGGGGGGAAUGGGGGGAAUGGGGGGAAUGGGGGGGGAAAUGGGGGCGAUGCAACGGGCGGAAGUGGGGGGAGCAGCGACAGCAGCAACGGCAGCAACGGCAGCAGUGGUGGUGGCGGUGGGGGGCCGAGCCAGGGGGUGAUCAUUGGGGUGGUGGUGGGGGCGCUGCUCCUCGUGACGGCUCUGCUCGUCGGGUUCUUCGUCUGGUGCUGCAGCAGGGAGGGUCCCUCGCCAUUCAAGCACGUCAAAGUCGUCGACUCUGACGACUUCGACGAUGCUGGGCUCAUCCCGUCUCUCUGCUGCCGCUACUCCCUCGUCGAGAUCCGGCGGGCCACCAACAACUGGAGCGAGGAGAGCAGGCUCGGCAACGGGGCGCACAGUGAUGUGUUCAAGGGCACGUGCCCAUACAACCCGGCGAGCACGUGGGCGGUGAAGCGGUACAAGCAGCAGUCGAGUCACUUUGAGAAAGAGGUGGAGCAGAUCGCGAGCAAGUGGCACCCCAACCUGGCACACCUGCUGGGCUACUGCGUUGACACGGACAGCCGCGUGGAGGACGGGAGGAUGGUGCAGGUGCAGGAGCAGAUCGCCGUGUACGAAUACGUGCACCAUGGGGACCUCAGCCGGUACCUGUAUGAAGACACCUUCCGUGCGUCGUUCGCCCUGUGGGAGCGAGUCGACAUCCUCAUCGGGAUCGCCCACGGCUUGCAAUACCUGCAUUCGGCGGGCAUGGUGCACGGGGACCUCAAGCCGUCCAACAUCCUGAUCGAUAAGAGCUGGCAGGCCAAGGUGGCCAACUAUGGGCUGCUGCAGCGCAACGAGCAGAGCGCCGUCAGCGCCGGCAAGAUGUUUGGCACUCCUGGCUACGUGGACCCCGUCUAUCUGACGUCCCACAUCGCCACCAAGGCGUCAGACGUGUUCAGCUUCGGCGUCCUGUUUCUGGAGCUGCUCACUGGUCGGCCGCCAUUCAUCCGGGUACAGGAGGAAUACGGGGAGGACCACAUCCACAUCGCCGACUGGGCGGCGCCUCUCAUCGAGGAAGGAAAGACGGAGGAGUUCAAGGACCCACAUCUCGAUGUCCCGGAGUCCUCCUUCCUCUCCCUGGCGGAGCUGGCCAUCCGCUGCACCGCCAUGCCCUUCACUGAACGCCCUCCCAUGGGCGAGGUGCUCGCGACUCUCAAGACCAUUCGGACAGACUUCUUUGGACUGACAGACCCUGAUGAUGCGUAUGAGAGCAUGGGGGAUGGUGGCGGCAUGGAGAAUGGGAUAGGCGAUGAUCAUGAUGGGAAUGAUGGUCGCCCUGAAUGGGCUGUUUCCGUUGACCAAGCUUGAGAUGUUUAGGGUGCUUUCUUUUAUAUGUGUCGAUGCUGUGUGAGUGGGUGCUUAUAUGAAAAUGAUGUAUUGUAAAAUCGAGUGAAAUGUGCCGAGAUAGUUU
Messenger RNA from Closterium sp. NIES-67, 3126 nucleotides. The record is from the annotation of a GenBank genome assembly. Lineage: Eukaryota; Viridiplantae; Streptophyta; Zygnematophyceae; Desmidiales; Closteriaceae.